This is a messenger RNA of Epinephelus lanceolatus (giant grouper), 1946 nucleotides long. Lineage: Eukaryota; Metazoa; Chordata; Actinopteri; Perciformes; Serranidae. The record is from RefSeq and is a predicted model, not a curated record.
UACUACCAACCACUACUACACCAAUGGCAUCCGCAAGCAGCUCUGCACAGGCCGCCUUCGGGCUGGGCCGGAGGAAGAAGAACCCCGGCCUCCUGGAUCAGAUUGGAAAGUUCUUUGGAGGGGACAAGAAGAGGAAGAGCAAGGGAUCUUUCCGAGGUGCUCUCUCUCCAGGCCCUCAGAAAGCCUCUGCGACUUCCCCACGUAAGCGCGGAGCAGAGAACGCUGUGGUCCAUUUCUUCCGCACGAUCGUGUCCCCUGCCCCUCCCAAGUCUAGGUGGAGAGGACUAGCAGCCAAGAUAGGCCUGGGCACCCAGAAGUCACACUCUGCCAAAGCCAAGAAGGCCAGUGCAGGGGACGGCAAAGGCACCCUGACUAGGAUCUUCAAAAUGUGAUGAUAUCAGCAGCAGAGGAAGCAGGAGUGCUUCUCCAGCCAAACGCUGAAGUCCCUCUCUACAACCCCUUCCAACAGGACGAGGGCAGAUGUUCAAGAUCGUGGGACUUAAGUGGGGAAAAAGAGGAAGAAAAGGAGGAAAUCUUGUCACCCCUUAAACUCACGUUCCCCUCCACUUGUGAUAACACUCUAACUUACGCUAAAUCCCUCGUCUCCCCUAUUACCUCCCCACCCCUUUGGCUGGUAGAUAGCGACACAAUCUGUUGCCCCCACCCUCCCCAUGCAUGCGUUGUGCUGAGUCUGUGCAGUCAUCAUCAUUAGCGUGAACUUUUUGCUGAAAGUGAUCCCGAAGCCGCUCACAUGUGUAGCCCGAGUGACCCUCCCCCCCUUCUGCAAUGGCUCUCUAUACUCGUGCUUGAGUUUCUGUGGACGUCUUCCAAGAUUCCUCUAACAAAAUGGUGGCUAAACCGAAGCACACCUGGAGCAGUUGAAGGAUUAGGGCCGGUGCGAGUCCGACUGACUCAACCGUCAUUGCCGCUUGCUGAUUGGAUGAAAAGGCUGGGUUGUUUCUGUUUUUUAAAAAAGGAGCGGUUUUCUGUCUCGUCACACUGUCUUCGUCAUUCCCUUGAACCUUUCCUGUAAACCUGUGUUUAACAGAUUUUGCAUUUUUACGAGAGCCAUUUGGUCGCAGUGUGUUUUCAUUCAACCUUUGUGUGUGUUAGCUGUAGUUAAGUGUCCUGUCAUUGAUGUGAUGUUGAUCUAUGUUUGUCAUUAGGGCCUAAGGCUGGCUGUGGAUUUUUUGUGGUAUAAAUUUAAUUUCUAAACCUUCUAAAUCAUAUUUUCUGCAAUAGUCACUGAGAAAAAUAAAUAAAUUAGUCAUUUCUAAUGUAUUUCUUUUUCAGUCCAAGAGAUAAUGGUAAACACUAAUUCUCCUGUCCGUAUAUAUCUAAGUAAAUAAUUUCGUAGUGCACUGUUUUCCACUUUUAAAAGCUGCCAGACUCUGAAUCUGAAGCUGAUGUUGGUGCUGCAGCAUGAUGCCAGAUUCAGACCUUUCCUCUUUGCUUCAGUGUAGUCUAGGUCACUCCUUUGUCUUCUCUGUUUCCAUCUCACGCACAGCACACAUACUGUAAAUUAAAUUCAACCCUUCGCUCAACAAGUGCCUUUCCUCCUGACUACCAAAACAAUGUGCUGUGUUCCCUUCUUGUGGAUAAUUAAAACAACACAAUUUCAAAAAGGUGCUCUGUAACUAACUCUGUAGUUACACAUUAAAACGGUUUCUUGGGAAUGUGUCAGUUGUCAGUUUUCUGGAGGAAAAAAAAAAGAAGCUCAGCACUACCACUUGUGCUGUUCAAAGCAUCCGUCUUCCACAUGUUACAAAGCAGGCGUGUGUUCAUCUCUCCCACUGUUUGUGUGUGCUUGAGCCUCGUGGGUGCUGUGUAGUGUUCCUCUGAAUGGACCCUGUGGAUGAAUGUAAAGAUCCUCUUCAUUAUUGUAUGUGUAAUAAAACAUGACCAGCCACUUAACUGAGAAUAAAAAAUAAAAAUUAUAAAACCAA